UAUGAGCUUUUUAACCAGUGUUCUCCAGCACCAAAACCCGUCUGGUUCCCGUAAAUCCUUCCCUCUUAACUCUUCCAGAAACUUCACUCCCUCUCUCACAGCCAUGGCUAGGGCUCCAGGCAAGCAUGGACGUGAUCAAGCCCUGGAUUUCCAGGGGUUUUUGAAUGAUUUGCAGGACUGGGAACUUCUUAAGGAUACUGAUAAAAAGAUGAAGAAGAAGUCACGAGCUUCUGAUGUGAAGAUUGGUGAGGAUGGAAGAUCAAAAGGAAAAACUUCUGCUGCUGAUUCUUCUAGAAGUGGUUCAGGACAGUAUGAUUACUCAAGGAACUUUGGUGCAAUCAAUCGUCUAUCAAGUAGUUUUACAACUGAUGAGAUUACUGUGGAUGCUACCACAGAGAAAGAAUUGGGAAAUGAAUAUUUUAAGCAGAAGAAGUUUAAUGAAGCUAUUGAGUGUUAUUCAAGAAGCAUAGCCUUGUCACCAACAGCUGUAGCCUAUGCAAAUAGGGCAAUGGCAUAUCUCAAAAUCAAAAGAUUUCGAGAGGCUGAAGAUGACUGUACAGAGGCUUUGAAUCUAGAUGAUCGCUACAUAAAAGCGUAUUCACGCAGAGCAACAGCUAGAAAUGAAUUGGGGAAACUUAAAGAAUCCAUCGAGGAUUCUGAAUUUGCUUUGAAGUUGGAGCCUAAUAACCAGGAAAUCAAGAAACAGUAUGCUGAAGUCAAAUCUUUGUAUGAGAAGGAAAUUCUCCAGAAAGCAUCUGGCGCUCUCAGAAGCUCUUUACAAGGAACACAAAAAGGAGGAAGGUCAGAAGCAAGUGUAAAUGGACAUGCAGUGCAACCAGUCUCGAUUGCCACUCAAAAGACUGGGGUCUCUGCAUCUAAAAAGGAUAACACCAAGGAGAAUGAUGGAAACAAUCUUGUGAAGAAAUCAGUGCAUGUGAAAGAAUUAAGGAACAAAGGCACAGGUGCUGGAAGCAAAUCUGAUGGUCAUGUAGGCAAUGAUUCUCCUGCAAAUGCCCCUCCAAGUUCCAGUGUAGAGAGUGUCCAGAAAAAUAAUAGAACUCAAAGACAAGAGCUGAAGACCUCAGUAAUAGAACUUGCUUCUCAAGCAGCUUCUCGUGCCAUGGCUGAAGCUGCAAAAAACAUUACUCCUCCAAACUCGGCUUAUCAAUUUGAGGUUUCUUGGCGAGGCUUUUCUGGUGAUCGUGCACUCCAGGCUCACCUCUUGAAGGUUACUUCUCCAAGUGCAUUGCCUCAGAUAUUUAAAAAUGCGCUGUCUGUUCCUAUUCUAAUCGACAUCAUCAAGUGUGUGGCCUCCUUCUUCAUCGAUGACAUGGUUUUGGCUGUCAAAUAUCUGGAGAACCUGACCAAAGUCCCAAGAUUUGACAUGCUUAUCAUGUGUCUUUCAUCUAAAGACACGUCUGAUCUUCUCAAGAUGUGGGAUGGAAUCUUCUGUAGUGCAUCAACGCCAAUUGAAUAUGCUGAGAUUCUUGACAACUUACGAUCAAAAUACUGUCCGAAAUGUUGACAGGCUUAUAACAUAGAGAGUUUUUAGUAUAAAUUUGGAAAACUUUAUACAAGCUCCGGUGCCUCAUCCGUUUAUUUCAUCUUUUGAUCCGGAAGGAGUUUUUGAAUGUUUGAACUACUGUCGUGAAUUCUUGAUUGUAUAAAUUUUUUUGAUCUA
Messenger RNA from Populus nigra (black poplar), 1681 nucleotides. RefSeq lists its product as uncharacterized. Bases 2 to 1525 code for a protein of 507 amino acids. NCBI's taxonomy places the organism in Eukaryota, Viridiplantae, Streptophyta, Magnoliopsida, Malpighiales, Salicaceae. The transcript is spliced from 12 exons. The record is from RefSeq and is a predicted model, not a curated record. Gene Ontology annotation, molecular function: protein binding.